Molecule: messenger RNA, 456 nt
Organism: Danaus chrysippus (African queen)
Lineage: Eukaryota; Metazoa; Arthropoda; Insecta; Lepidoptera; Nymphalidae
Source: the annotation of a GenBank genome assembly
CUGUCCAGCCGGAAUAAGGUUGGAGAUGAGGUGAAUGCCAGAAUCAUGGCUGGCAGUAGAUGCUUUUACUCUCUCAGCAAACUUUUCCGAUCAAAAUAUCUUAGAGCAAAAUCCAAGCUGUCUAUCUAUAAGACCAUAAUACGCCCCGUCACCAUCUAUGGGUGUGAAGCAUGGUCACUAACAGCUUUGGAAACCCAAAAGCUCGCCGUGUUUGAGAGGAAAGUUCUGCGCAAAGUGUUUGGGCCAGUGAAAGACGCAGACGGUGACUACCGUAAACGCAUGAAUCACGAGCUGGAGGCACUCAUGAACCGAGAAAAAAUCGUCCAAAUCAUCAAGUCACAGCGUCUGAGAUGGGCUGGGCACGUAGAGAGGAUGGGCAAAAACAGGGCACCCAAGAUUAUGACCGACUGGAAGCCGCAGCAAAGGAGACCUAGAGGAAGGCCGAGAAAGAGAUAG